This is a messenger RNA of Huiozyma naganishii CBS 8797, 1827 nucleotides long. It is a transcript of the gene LEU9, whose product is annotated as 2-isopropylmalate synthase LEU9. Gene Ontology annotation, molecular function: 2-isopropylmalate synthase activity. Gene Ontology annotation, biological process: L-leucine biosynthetic process. The transcript has a single exon. The record is from RefSeq and is a predicted model, not a curated record. The coding region runs from base 1 to 1827 and encodes 608 amino acids. Gene Ontology annotation, cellular component: mitochondrion. NCBI's taxonomy places the organism in Eukaryota, Fungi, Ascomycota, Saccharomycetes, Saccharomycetales, Saccharomycetaceae.
AUGAGAUUCACCUUUGUGCCGUUUUCUAGGUGUGCGAAGUCAAUCCCACCAAUAAAGCUGUCCUACAAGAACAUGCUGAGGGAUCCGUCCGUUAAGUACAGAGCUCACAAGCCGCUUACCAUGACGAACCGGAAGUGGCCCGAUAACACCAUCAAGAAGGCGCCCAGAUGGCUUUCCACUGACUUGAGAGACGGGAAUCAGUCGCUACCAGACCCAAUGUCCGUGGAACAGAAGAAGGAGUAUUUCCACAAGCUGCUGGAGAUCGGGUUCAAGGAAAUCGAGGUAGCGUUCCCCUCCGCGUCGCAGACAGACUUCGAUUUCACGCGGUACGCUGUCGAGAACGCCCCAGACGACGUCACGAUUCAAGCUCUUGUCCAGUCACGGGAGCAUCUGAUUCGGAGAACCGUGGAGGCCCUGACUGGCGCCAAGAGGGCCACUGUCCAUACGUACCUUGCCACGAGCGACAUGUUCAGGGAGAUUGUCUUCAACAUGUCGCAAGAGGAGGCCAUCGCGAAGGCCAUCGAGGCGACGAAGCUUGUCCGGAGUCUGACAAAGGACGACCCAUCGCAGAGUGCAACCCGGUGGACUUACGAGUUUUCACCAGAAUGUUUCAGCGACACGCCGACUGAAUUUGCGGUCCAGAUCUGCGAGGCGGUGAAGCAGGCGUGGGAGCCCACGGAGGACAACCCGCUGAUCUUCAACUUGCCAGCAACGGUAGAGGUCACUACACCAAACGUGUACGCGGACCAGAUCGAAUACUUCUCCACGCACAUCUCGGAAAGAAACAAGGUGUGUAUCUCCACGCACACGCAUAACGACAGAGGUUGUGGUGUUGCUGCGACGGAACUCGCAUUGAUGGCAGGCGCGGAUCGUGUCGAAGGCUGUGUUUUCGGUAAUGGUGAACGUACGGGCAACGUCGACAUUGUCACCGUGGCGCUGAACAUGUACACGCACGGGGUGGCCCCAGAACUUGACUUCUCGGACAUCAAGUCUCUGGUGGAGGUAGUCGAACGUUGUAACAAAAUCCCAGUGCCACAGAGAGCGCCGUAUGGUGGAGACCUCGUCGUGUGUGCUUUCUCCGGUUCGCAUCAGGACGCGAUCAAGAAGGGGUUUUCUGUGCAGGAGAGGAAGCGGAAGGAGGGAGACCAUUACUGGAGAAUUCCAUACUUACCAUUGGAUCCAAAGGACAUCGGUAGAGACUACGAGGCAGUGAUUAGAGUCAACUCGCAGUCCGGUAAGGGCGGUGCAGCGUGGAUCAUUUUGAGGUCACUUGGCCUAGAUCUUCCACGGAUCAUGCAAAUAGAAUUUUCUACAAUGGUACAAGAGGCCGCAGACCGCCGCGGUAAGGAAUUGCAGGCCAGUGAAAUUACCAACCUGUUCAAGGACACAUACAACUACGACAGUGAAAGACACAAGUAUAUCUCUCUGCUGGACUACGAGGUGAAGAAGCUCGACAACGAAACUAGACAUUUGACUGGCCAGGUAGAGUUCCAUGAUAAGGUCGUGUCCAUUGAUGGUACCGGGAACGGUCCAAUCUCCUCUCUGGUGGACGCCUUGUCGAACCUGCUAAACACGAAGCUAAGUGUCGAAAACUACUCUGAACAUUCUCUAGGGUCCGGUUCCUCAACACAGGCUGCAUCAUACGUCCAGAUCCGUUACAGAAGUCCAAACGAUAAUGAGAAGGCGUACACGUGGGGUGUCGGUGUCUCCGAGGAUGUGGGUGACGCCUCAGUCAAGGCCAUCUUCUCCACGGUGAACAAUAUUAUUCACAACGGCGACAUCGAGUUGCCCACCGUCCAAAAGAAACAGAAGGCCUCUUCUGCCUAA